This is a messenger RNA of Hydatigera taeniaeformis, 708 nucleotides long. Lineage: Eukaryota; Metazoa; Platyhelminthes; Cestoda; Cyclophyllidea; Taeniidae. The record is from the annotation of a GenBank genome assembly.
AUGCAAAACCAACCGACUAGAAUUCCUGAACCUACCCUUAAGCUGUUGUAUUCACUCUUUAUUUCAAACACUCCCCAGUCUUUGAAAGAUGAGUGGAAGUCCAAUUUCGCUCGCAUAUUUUCCGAGUUGGAGUAUGCUCAUUGGUUUUACCUAGACAACUGUCUCCAAGAUAAAAAUGAAGUUGGUCUUGAUCUCUUUGGUCUAUGUCAAGAAAUAUUUACUCGUUUCCCAAAUCUCAUUCCGAAGAAGACGAACUGGAAAGAGAAGUUUUCUGAAUGGAAACGUUAUCGUGGGGCCACGUGCACGGGGAGUGCGAUAAUUCUAGACGACUAUCUUUCCGCGGUCCUUCUGGUCCAAGGUUUUAACAGCAAUCGGUGGACCUUCCCCGGAGGCAAGGUGGGUCAAAGUGAGACUUUGCAAGACUGUGCCGUUCGCGAAGUUAUGGAGGAGACUGGGCUCGACAUCGAACAUCGAAUCGGCAAGGAUCUUUACCUCGAGGUUGUUGUUGGUGAGACGACACAUCGGGCCUACAUUGUGGAGGGGUUUCCUCGGACCAGUCGCCUUCAACCCUCUACGCAAAACGAAAUUGAGGCAAUAACAUGGUUCUAUCUGGCAAGUCUUCCAGCCCACUUACAGGAUAAUGAGCCCGUCGCAAAGAUGAAACUUAAACCGAGUCAUUUCUUCUGUGUAAUACCCUUCGUCAAGUGA